CGUCUCGGGACCCUUAUGGUUCAUUUUUAACAGGUCCCAGGCUAAUGUCCACCGAGGUUUAACGAUAUGUUGUUAGUUUGACGUUUUGCCAACCCACAGCCCCGUUCAGUCGUGAGACAUUGCGCACGGUAUGAUGGGAAAAUUAACGUAACAGCUGGGCGUGUUGACAUCGGCUAACUACAAUACAGCCCUGAUGUAGCUGUGUGUUCAUCUGGACCAAAGCGGCUUCGCAGGUGAAAUAGGAGACAGCCAUCACUUCAGCAUCACAAUCAGCCUCAGCCAGUUCUCUCACCCACACACCAUACAAGUGGCAGUUCAAUGCCUAAUACAUCAGAAGGUCAAGGGGCAAACCUAUCCGGGCCACCAGAGCCGUCAGGGCUGCAAAGGACCACUGAUGGGGAGGAGGACCACGGUCUGCUCAGCUCCCUCGCCCGGGACGCUGCCAGAGUAAGGAGGGCAUCGAGCGCCGAGCUGCACCUGCCGUGGACCUGCCCGGUCACUCACUCCCGGGAGAAGUUCUACACAGUCUGCUCUGAUUAUGCUUUCCUCAACCAGGCCGCUUCCGUGUACUGUCCUCCAAACACAGCCAGAGACGUGGCCCAGAAGAAGCAGGACGACGGGCCGCCGCUGGUGAAGCCCAAAUCCUCAGCUGACUUCAGCGCUGGUCUGACCGGAGGGGCCCAUGUGGGAUCAGACGGGGACUGUGACAUGGAGGAAGUGUCUUCUGGAAACACUAAGCCUAUUUUGGCCUGGGAGAUUGAUACAACAGACUUCGAUGCUGUGCUUACUAGAAAAAUAAGAACAAGCAAUACGAAGAAAUGCAGCACCAAGAAGAUGAAGUCAUCAGACAGACCCAGCCGAAACCUGCAAGACGUCUCCCCUCAUGCCUCACUGGAGGAGAUCAAACAGAGAAAAGUGCUCGACCUCAGAAGAUGGUAUUGCAUCAGUCGGCCUCAGUACAAGACUUCAUGUGGAAUCUCUUCUCUGGUGUCCUGCUGGAACUUCUUAUACAGCACGCUGGGAGCAGGAAGUCUUCCACCCAUCUCUCAGGAGGAGGCUCUGCAUAUUCUGGGGUUUCAGCCGCCUUUUGAAGAAAUCAAGUUUGGUCCUUUCACAGGAAACGCUACUCUGAUGCGGUGGUUCAGACAAAUCAAUGACAACUUCCGAGUGCGAGGUUGCUCCUACAUUCUGUACAAACCACACGGAAAACACAAGACAGCAGGAGAGACGGCUGAAGGAGCGCUGAUGAAACUGACACAAGGGCUGAAGGAUGAGACUAUGGCCUACAUCUACCACUGCCAGAACCACUACUUCUGCCCGGUGGGCUUUGAAGCCACGCCACUCAAAGCAGCAAAGGCUUAUAGGGGCCCUCUACCCACAAAUGAAAUGGAGCAUUGGAUCCUGAUUGGGGAGCCCAGCAGGAAACACCCAGCGAUUCACUGUAAAAAAUGGCUGGACAUCGUGACCGACCUCAACACACAGAAUCCAGAUUACCUGGACAUCCGUCACACAGAGAGGGGGAUUCAACGCCGCAAGACCAAAAAGGUGGGUGGCAACCUGCACUGCAUCAUGGCCUUCCAGAGGGUGAACUGGCAGAAGCUCGGCCCCUGGGCUCUGAAUUUGGAGAACCUGCGCCACGACUUCCACCACUCCGGCGCGGAGCGAGCCCACGGACGCGGCGCCUCAGAGGACACGGAGGAGAGGACGUCGAGCAAGCGCCUGGCCCACCUGGGACGCUCACACAGUAUGGGAAGCCAGAAAGACACCAGCUGGAAACGCAUGUCCAACACUACGGAGUACAGACAGAAGAGCUCCCCCGGCAGCGAUCUGGAAGAAGACAUCGCAGACUGAAGAGGUUUAUCGGCACAUAC
This is a messenger RNA of Seriola dumerili (greater amberjack), 1871 nucleotides long. RefSeq names its product basic, immunoglobulin-like variable motif containing (gene bivm). The transcript has 10 exons. The record is from RefSeq and is a predicted model, not a curated record. Lineage: Eukaryota; Metazoa; Chordata; Actinopteri; Carangiformes; Carangidae. Gene Ontology annotation, biological process: nucleotide-excision repair. Gene Ontology annotation, cellular component: nucleus. Gene Ontology annotation, molecular function: single-stranded DNA binding; DNA endonuclease activity. Bases 319 to 1851 code for a protein of 510 amino acids.